AUGGUUUGGGAAGUGUCGCAUGCGUUGCCAGGUGGCUGGUCUUUGACCGAAGUCGAAAGGGACAAGUGUCCAGGCUCACAGCUGCGAGCCCGAGGCCCCUUCCACCGGCGCGCCGCCAACAUGUCUCAGCCGUCUGAAGCAAAACGUCUCUCUGAGCUGACCGCAGUCCCUGCCGGCUGGCCCCUUGCGACCGUCAUCGACGCCUUCCUCGACUUGGCUCGAUAUCGUCCAAUCAGUGCUAACGCGGACCGAGCUCGCGAGGUGGUGAGUACUCGGCUGGUGGAGCUCUGGGCCUCGCAGCCGCAGGAGGCCGAGGCCUGGCUCCAGCGGUGCCGGGAGCGCUACGCAAAAGAGCUCGCGGGCAAGGAGACGAGGCCGGAGCAGCUCUUCGAGGCGCUGCUCCGGCACGGGGCGGCCGAGCAUGGCAAGUACGAGUCGGGCUUCUGGCUCUUCUCCGAGGCCGGGCUCCUGCGAGGAGAGUCGUGGGGCUCAGCAGCGGAGCGGGAGUACUGGGCGGCUGGGUACCUGCAGUGUCCCCACGUCCGCGACCGCUGCCGGGAGCUCGCGGAGCGGCUCGUGGCAGCCGAGAGCCAGGAGACGGCGCGGAAGCGGCAGAAGCUCGAGGAGGAGACCUCCGAGCGCGGCGCCUCGAAGCGGACCUCCAAACAUCGCAGGAGGAGGAGGGCCGAGAGCUCAGCAAUCGCCUGGCUGCGGCGGAGGCAAAGGAGCGGUGCGAAGAGCUCGCAGCUCGCGCAACAGGUGCGGAGGCAGUUGCAGGAGGAGCACAGCCAGUGCCAAGAGCGUUGUGAGGAGCUCCUGACUCGGUUGGAGGCAGAAGCAGCUGAGCAUGCAACGACCAAAGAGCGUCUCUCACAGGCCGCAUCCGAUGCGGCCGAAAGGAGGAUGGAGGCGGAGCGGCUGCUAGAGGAGAGUCGCAGCUACCAUGAGCGCUGCCGGCAGGCAGAGGCGGAGCGGCUGCAAGAGGAGAGUCGCAGCUACCAGGAGCGCUGCCGGCAGGCAGAGGUGGCCCGCUUGGCGUCGGCACAAGAUCCGGGAAGCAACGCCGAGCUGCAGCUCGAGAAGGCAGUGUUGCAAGACCGCUGCGAGCAGCUUCAGCAGCAGCUUACCAAAGCAGAGGCUGACAGAUCGGCAAUGCUUGGUCAGCUUUUAGAUCUGCGGGAAGAGCACGGCAUGCACAAGGAGCGCAUUCGUGAGCUGGAGAAGCAACUGCUUCAGGCGAAGAAGUCCCAUCAUCUCAACUCCGAUCACACACCGCAUUGCGAAGCUCCUGUCGACGAAGCCUCCAACAGCCAGGAACCAGAUCUUGCCGAGCGGCUGGGGUAUAGCUUCGUGGAUGACGACGGCACAGCCUCUUCGGUCUUGAGCCACUCCUCGUGGUUCUCAGUCAAGCCGGACUCCGUGAAACCCCAGUGCUUCAUGGUUGAUGCCAUCUUCAAGACGCGCAGCUUCGGGGCGGACUUCUUCUUGAUGGGGCGAGACCUCAAGAAAGGGUCGCAGGUGGUGGCCGGAGAUGACGCAUCUAUCCUGGAGGUGGCCAAGACGCCGGAGAUCUGCGAUGCCAGCGAGGUUGUGGAGUUGCAGGCGGGCACUGCAACUUUGCGGGUGACUCCGGACCACUUGGUGCAGGUCGCCGAUGCAAAGGCGGAAGAGAGCCUCUACCUUGCAGCUGGCAAGCUGAAGGCGGGCGACCUGGUGAUGCUCGACUCCGGGGAGGUCGCGGCCCUCAGCAGCGUCGUCCUUCGGCGUGAGGCCUGCCAGGUGCUGAAGAUCGUCUUUGAGCCCUAG
Messenger RNA from Symbiodinium sp. CCMP2456, 1806 nucleotides. NCBI's taxonomy places the organism in Eukaryota, Dinophyceae, Suessiales, Symbiodiniaceae. The record is from the annotation of a GenBank genome assembly.